Messenger RNA from Homalodisca vitripennis (glassy-winged sharpshooter), 1946 nucleotides. RefSeq lists its product as uncharacterized. Bases 199 to 789 code for a protein of 196 amino acids. The record is from RefSeq and is a predicted model, not a curated record. Lineage: Eukaryota; Metazoa; Arthropoda; Insecta; Hemiptera; Cicadellidae. The transcript has 2 exons.
ACAAAUAUUUUAAUCACUUCAGAAAAAUCCAGCAAACUGCUAUGGGUGAAAAUUUUUGUGCUUGAGAAAACCGAUUUGGAUACUCUACACUUUGGACACGUGUUAAAGUGUGCCAAGGACUGGUGCAAAAAGGACAGCCAAACGAGUAAACACCGAAUUUCCUGGUUGGUCCUGUAUAAGAGCGCAUGGUGUAAGAAAAUGCCGCCCAUUGACAAGAAAAUUUUGAUGAGAGCUUAUCGUGAUCAGCUGAAAGCUGACAAAGACAAAUACCAGCAGCAUUUAUCAAAUGAAAGGCAGCGUGACAAGGAGAGAAGACAAUUAAAUAAAAGAAAAGAAAAAGAUGAUGAAAAAUUAUUGCUUGAAAGACGUAAACGUGUCCUUGAAAGAGUGAGGAACCAUCGAAACAAACUUAAACUUAACUCUGCAGCAUCCAUAAAUGAUACAUCUCUGAUUGGCAGCUACAAGUGCCGGCAAUCCUUUGGAAAAGCCAUUAAUAGAUUGAAAAAAAACCUGCCAAACAGCCCCAGCAAAAAAAGUGCUGUUGUGAAAAAACUUGUUCUUGAUAUAGGAAUGAAUUUAAGAGAGGAUUUAAAUAAAUCUGUUCGUCUACCACACCGAGUACUGUCUGAAGAACAUAAGAAGUGUAUUAGAAACUUUUAUUGCAGUGACACUAUUAGCCGACAGGCCCCUGGGAAGCAAGAUGUGAAGUCGGUGAAAUGUGAAAAAACUGGCAAGAGAGCGAACAUGCAAAAAAAGGCAUUUAAUUAUGACAAUAAAAGAGGCGUUUGAGGAGUUCAAGCUUAAGCAUCCUGAGAUUGUUGUGAAGUAAGCAUCCUGAGAUUGUUGUGAAGAAAUCUCUGUUUUUCUAUCUUCGCCCGAAACAUGUCCUUCCCGUUUCUCAAAUGCCACACAGUGUGUGUGUUUGUAAAUAUCACAGCAAUGUGAAUUUCCUAUUGGAAACUAUUUCAAAGAUUCAUCCAGCUUAUCCACCAAACCAUAAAGGAACUAUUACAAUACAUAAGUUGUAAUACAUUGAAUGAGACAUGCAUGCUGGGAAGAUGUUCAGAAAGGCAAGUGAGUGACUUAUUGAUAAAUUGUGAGAAAGAAAAGGAGAUUUACUGGAAGAAAUGGAUUGAUAAAGGAGGGAUUCAGUUGACAGUUGUGACUGGGAGUUUAGAAGAUGCUAUUAAAGAGCUUCAAAGCAAAAUUGCACAUUUCAAGAGUCACUGCCAUGUCAAAAAAAUACAGGAAGAUUAUUUUGAAGAACACAUUAAAGGCUUGAAUAAAGGAAAAUACACAGAUACAUAUGGCAUUGUACAAAUCGACUUCGCUGAAAACUAUUCAAUUACUUUUCAAGAUGAAAUACAGUCUGCCCAUUGGAAUCACCAACAAGUAGGUAUUUUUACAUGCUGUGCUUGGUUACCUAAUAAGAAAACAACCUCAUAUGUUGUAAUUAGCAACGACACUAGCCACGGUAAAUUUUGUGUAUGGACCUUCCUGAGAAGGACCUUGUUCAUGACAUUAAGGAUGGGUUUCCUUUUAUUGACAAACUUAUAAUAUUUAGUGACAAUUGUGCAAGACAAUUUAAAAGCAAAUAUUCAACGUCAGCAUUAUGUCAGAUGGAAACUGAUUUGGAAAUUGCCAUUGAAUGGAAUUUCUUCGCAUCAAGCCAUGGCAAAGGUGCUGUCGAUGGCAUUGGUGGUACGUACAGUAAAGCGCCAUGUCUAGACAGCAGUGAAAGGGGAUAGAAAAGUUCACAUUGAAACAGCCAAAGAUUUUCACAACCAUGUUGUCAAUAAAGUAAAUGGGAUUAAAAGUUUUUAUGUGGACAAAAGUGAAGUUCUGGAAAAUGAAUCUUUUCCCCAAACCUACUGGCAAAAUGUUUUGCCAAUCCAAAAUAUUCAGUCGAGCCAUCAUUUUAGAGUCUACGAUUCGAACCACCUCUU